Molecule: messenger RNA, 2017 nt
Organism: Megalops cyprinoides (Indo-Pacific tarpon)
Lineage: Eukaryota; Metazoa; Chordata; Actinopteri; Elopiformes; Megalopidae
Gene: baiap2l1a
Product: BAR/IMD domain containing adaptor protein 2 like 1a
Exons: 14
Coding region: 276-1721 (481 amino acids)
Biological process (GO): actin filament bundle assembly; positive regulation of actin filament polymerization; actin crosslink formation
Cellular component (GO): nucleoplasm; cytosol
Molecular function (GO): protein binding
Source: RefSeq, a predicted model, not a curated record
CGCUAAACACACACGCACGCACACGCGAAGUUUGACAGUAGGCAGCACUGCCUUAAGCGCACGUUUGCGCUUUUUUCCUAGGCACCUGUCGUGUGAAAUUUUCCUUUUUAAGUAGCCAGCAGUUUGCGGUAAACGCCAAGCUUUCCAUUCUGAAGAAACAUAAUACUUCGAAUGCUCAUCAGUUUUCUGCUUUAUCAAUAAUCAUUGUUUCGUAAGGAGUGAUCUGAAAUAUCUUAUUUUGGUAGUGGAAACAAAGAGUAUAGAGGAAUACAAAUAUGUCUAGAGACCCUGAAGAAGUGAACAAGCUCACCGAAAGUACAUACAAGAAUGUCAUGGAACAGUUCAACCCUGGGUUGCGGAACCUGGUCAAUCUGGGGAAGAGCUAUGAAAAGUCAGUUGCUGCGAUGACCCAAGCUGGGAAGCUGUACUUUGAAGCAGUUUCAAAAAUAGGAGAAAAUGCAGCAGUGUCACCAGUCUCUAGGGAACUGGGGGUUGUGCUGAUGGAGAUCUCAGAGGUGCACAGGAAAAUUUACAUGGAGCUGGAGGAGAAUUUUAAAAGAUUUCACAAAGAGAUCAUUGCUGAAUUGGAAAGGAAAACUGACAUGGAUGUGAAAUACAUGACUGCAACAUUCAAGAGAUACCAGACGGAGCACAAACUGAAGCAGGACUCACUGGACCGAUCGCACUCAGAACUGAAGAAACUGCGGAGGAAGAGCCAGGGCAAGAACGCCACUAAGUACGAGAGCAAAGAGAAUGAGUACAUGGAGGUGAUUACCUCCCGUCAGAUGGACAUGCAGAAGUUCAUUGCGGACGGCUGCAGGGAGGCCCUGCUGGAAGAGAAGAGGAGGUUCUGCUUCUUGGUGGACAAGCACUGCACCUUGUCCUACCAGAUAAGCACCUUCCAUGACAAGGCAAAAGAGAUGCUGUCUGUGAAGCUGCCCAGCUGGCAGGACAAGUGCAGUGAUGCCACCAAGGUACCGGACAGUGUGAUGUCCAUGAUCGAGGGGCUCCGAACCCCAGUAUCCAUGACGCCCCAGCCCUCGCCCCUCAUGGAGCGCUACAACAGGAACAACCUAGACACAAUGAUUCCACCUCCGGCCCCACCCCUAAAGGCGCAAACCAGCCCUCUGGCAAACAUGUUCACCCAGGACACACCCAGGGCUCCCAGUACAGCUGACCGGAUCUCAGAUCACAGCAGCAAUGAGGAGAGCAGCUUACCCAGGUCUGUGUCUGUGUCCACGGGCCUCAACAUGAUCAAAAGGCCGAAGGUUCGAACCAUCUUCCCUCACACGGCCGGGAACAACGACACCCUCCUCAGCUUUGAUGAGGGCGACAUCAUCAUUCUGCUUAUCCCUGAGGAGAAGGACGGCUGGCUAUACGGGGAAAUGGAGAAGUCAAGACAGAGGGGUUGGUUUCCAUCAUCCUAUUGCCGUCCUUACACAGAGCCUGUGAUCAAAAACAGUGUGGGCACUCCGGUUCGCAGCGUGAGUGUGGCCAACCUGGCAGAGCAGGAGCAGGCAGCCGUGGUCCUGCCACCACCGGACUACUGUGACUCGCCCAACCAGAGCUCCCCCAGCAAGCCAUCCACACCCUCACCAGAGAACACGGUGACUCAACCAAAUGGAAUCUCAAAGCCUCCUUUCCUGGGGGGAGGGAAUCCCUUCGCAACUGUCAAGCUGCGGCCCACGGUCACAAACGACAGAUCAGCCCCGAUCAUCUAACAGUCGGGCAUCCUGUCUUGCGGUCCAGCAUUGGGGAUUGAUUUUGGGCUGCUGGCCUCCGCUCCAGGGUCUUAGUCCAACCAGUAUCUCCUCAAGCCCCUCGUGCCCAUCAGAUCUGCAGGGUGAAGCUAAUGUCCUCAUUUCUAUAAUAUGUAGUGGAAAACGGAAAUAUGCAGGGGUGAGAUGCAGGUUAGAUUGACAAUGCAGGGAGCUGUAUUGGAGAAUCUCUGCUACAGAUGCCAUGUUUAUUUCAGUAAUAAUGUCUUAAACUUAUUGCUGCAUACGCUCACAUUGAG